Dinoponera quadriceps is the source of this 5803-nucleotide messenger RNA. RefSeq names its product serine/threonine-protein kinase BRSK2 (gene sff). Gene Ontology annotation, cellular component: cytoplasm. Gene Ontology annotation, biological process: microtubule cytoskeleton organization; intracellular signal transduction; protein phosphorylation. NCBI's taxonomy places the organism in Eukaryota, Metazoa, Arthropoda, Insecta, Hymenoptera, Formicidae. Bases 75 to 2519 code for a protein of 814 amino acids. The record is from RefSeq and is a predicted model, not a curated record. Gene Ontology annotation, molecular function: protein serine/threonine kinase activity; ATP binding; tau-protein kinase activity. The transcript has 12 exons.
UUUCGGCAUAAGUGGUUUUUGCAGGAAAACCUUUCAACCUGGCGGACCAAGAGGAAAGCGGCGAUACGGCGGCGAUGCAGGGCAAGGAGAGCCCCGUCGGGUCCAACACCCAGGAGACCCAUCAGUACGUCGGCCCGUAUCGGCUGGAGAAGACCCUGGGGAAGGGCCAGACAGGAUUAGUAAAGCUUGGCGUACACUGCGUGUUGGGCAAGAAGGUGGCGAUCAAGAUCAUCAACCGCGAAAAGCUUUCGGAGUCCGUGUUGAUGAAAGUGGAGCGCGAGAUCGCUAUUAUGAAGUUGAUCGACCAUCCGCACGUGCUCGGCCUCUCGGAUGUGUACGAAAACAAGAAGUACUUAUAUCUUGUUCUGGAACACGUCUCGGGCGGGGAGCUGUUCGAUUAUUUGGUUAAGAAGGGUAGACUGACUCCGAAGGAAGCGAGAAGAUUUUUUCGACAAAUAAUUUCCGCGUUAGACUUUUGCCAUAGUCAUAGUAUAUGUCAUAGAGACUUGAAGCCUGAGAAUCUGUUGCUGGACGAGAAGAAUAACAUUAAGAUAGCGGACUUCGGAAUGGCGUCCUUACAACCCGCGGGCUCUAUGUUGGAGACCAGCUGCGGAUCGCCUCAUUACGCCUGCCCCGAAGUCAUUAGAGGCGAGAAGUACGACGGUAGAAAGGCGGACGUGUGGUCCUGCGGGGUGAUACUUUACGCGCUUCUGGUGGGCGCGCUACCUUUCGACGACGACAAUCUGAGGAAACUGCUGGAGAAGGUUAAGCGAGGAUUGUUUUACAUACCGCACUUCGUGCCGCCGGAGUGCCAGAACCUGCUCAGAGGCAUGAUAGAGGUCGACCCCGAAAAAAGGCUGACGUUAGCGGCCAUAAACAGGCACGUGUGGGUGACGGCGUCGGGCAAGGGCGAGCUAGAGUUGGAACUGUCGAUGAUGGACGUAGUGCAGACACACGUUAUUCCGUCCGUGGACGCGAUCGACCCCGACGUGCUGCAGGCGAUCGCAAGCCUCGGUUGCUUCAAAGAGCGCGACAAGCUCAUUCAGGAGCUGCUCAGUCCCAACCACAACACGGAGAAGGUGAUCUACUUCCUACUGUUGGAGAGGAAACGGAGAAGACCGGCGUGCGAGGACGAGCUGGAGGUGAUGAGAGGCGGCAUGAGAGGAUCCGCCGGACAAUUAGAGGCUGAUCCACCGAGAAAGCGAGUGGACACGUGUAGGGUGAACGGCAGCACCGCGCUCAAUCUCGGACAAAUCAGUCACGGCUCGCCUUUAACACCCCGAAGACAGUCCAGCACGAGACACCACGCGCGUCGCUCGCCGAGCACAGGCUGCCACACGCACGCCUCGCAUUCGCACGCGUCGACGCCAGGCAGCUCGCCGUUGCACGCGCCGAACGUCGCCGGUCUGCUGAGUCCUCACCGAGCGGUGCCGACGUCGCACAUGGGCCAGACCGGAAGUCCUCACCGGCUGUCGACCGGCGGUACCACCACCGCAGGGAACGGCAGCCCGACGAGCCAGAGCGUGCCGACGCCGACGCCGGCGCUCGCCAACGUCGGUAUCGAGCUCAACGAGGUGCAACCUGUAGUCGCGGUCGGCGUCACGCCGCCCGGCUCGCCUCACACGGGAGCGGGCUCCGGCGCUCACCACUGGAGAUCGCGAUUGACCACGAUCAAGAACUCCUUCUUAGGCAGUCCCAGGUUCCACCGUCGCAAGUUGCUCACCAGCACCGAGGAGGUGCACCUCACGCCGGAUUCUUCGCCGGAGCUCACGAAGAAAUCGUGGUUCGGCAGCUUGAUGACCACGGAAAAAGACGAGACCUUCACCGUCCUGGUUAAGGGCAAGCCGCUGGCCAGCGUCAAGGCCGACCUGAUCCACGCUUUUUUGUCGAUAGCAGAAUUGUCUCACAGCGUCAGCUCGCCAAUGUCGUUCCGGGUGGAGUACAAACGAGGUAGCACCGCGCCGGCCAUGUUCCAGAGGCAGGUGCGAUUUCAAGUUGACAUCAACGCGAUCUCGAAGCAGCCGAACGAGCCGUUGUUCGCCAUCACCUUCACGUUGCUCAGCGGUAACAUCCGGAGAUUCAGGCGAGUGUGCGAACACAUCCAGUCGCAGGUGUGUUCCAGGAACGUCGGCAUCAACUUGGGAGGGCAAAGCAGAGCCGCGCCGCCCAGCCCGAGAGCCUCCAGGAAGUUCGCCACGGAGAUGAGCGAAAGCUCCAGCUGCGGCAGCGACACCAGCGAACGGCUCUUCCUCAGUCCUCAUCCAGCUACCAGACAGGUAGUCUGUUUCAACAAGAUCGACUCGGACAUCGAGUCGGACACGUCGGUGUUCGACGUGAAGUCGCCGACCCGCGAGAACGGCAGGAGGAGCUCGACGUCGACGAACAACAACAAUCCCUUGCCGGGCGACGCGACGCCGACGCCGGGCAGCCCGCCGAAGGCGGUGAGGAGCAACUCGGAGAGCCAGAACACGCCCGAAAAGAAAUGCGUCACCACGAUGAGCGGCAACAAUAUAGCGUGAUACUACCAGAACUUCCGCUUCGAGUUCCGAUCGAGCCUGAAGAACCUGUGGGACAGCGCUCAGCGAUUCUGGUGAGACUCGUCGUCGACCCGGCGCGGAUAACAACGCGCACUCGCACACGUUCGCGAGCGAGGGUCUAACGAAGCUCUCCAUCGGCGGUGGAAAGCGAGGAGCUCGCGCGAGAAAUAGACGACAGGGAGGCGAGCGCGCUCACACCCUCGCACUGUCGUAACGUAACGAAGCUCCAGACAUCGAAGUGUCUUCAGAGUGCGAACUCCUCCGGGGAUUUUCGUCGUUCUUCACUUGCGUGAAGCUGAACGACACCUGCCUACAUCAGUUUACUUCGUUUUCGAGACACACCAGGCUCCGAUUCGAGAAGCUGCUAGCGCCAAACGAACAGUCGGAGGCGAACAGUCGGAGGGAUCUCAAACCUCGUGGAGGCGGACGUUACCUCCUGGGUCGUCGCCUCCGCUACGAGAUCGCCGCGAACGGAGUGUGUCUCGGUGAACCUGCGCUACCGAAGACGCGUCACACGAGGAGAAAAGACACGACUCAGAGAAGACGAAGGAAGGGAUGGGGAGAAGAGGAGGAACAGAAGAGAGACGCAGGAGAGGAAGACUCGCGAUUAUCCAGGAAAUAAGAGGAGAGACGCGUGUGAGAACGUUCGGGAGAGGUGCGUUUCGCGGGAGGAUCAAGUGCAAUGACGUGACGUUGUCGUUUUCCGUCACGUGUGUACGGUGUUAUCGCUAAGUUGCAUCGCCUGAUACGUAUGCCGCUAAUAAUAGAAGAAAGAGGGGGAGAAAGGGAGAGGAGGAGAAAAACGAGGGGAAAGAGCUGUGCAAUAAUGAGGUUGUCGCCGGUUCUCGCGUGUUAUGUUUAUACACGAAAUGUGGCGCUCCUUUGCGUUUAAGCAUGAAUUCUAUUCGUUAGUUAGAGAAGAUGACGAUAAAUCGCCGUUGCUCGAAGCACCGACUAACCUUCGUUAUACGCCCCUCCCUCUACUCGGGGCCAUGUGUAAUUAUUAUUAUUAUUAUUAUUUUCUUUUUUUCCUCGCAUUCCCUUCUCACGUUCACGUGUAAUUUAUAUUAAUUAUUAUCGCGUGCGAUUCGCUUUCGAUCGGCCCCGUUCGACAUCGUUAUAACUAAUCUCCUCGAAGAGCAACCAGUCUAAUAAAUGCGUACCAAGUAUACACACAUACACACAAUCCAGCUAAUUCGAGCUAAUCGAGCGCGUAAGGGCGUGGACGGAAACGUUCCGCGGCACGAGGAAAACUCGCUGAGAGAUUUAUUUUUUUCACGCACGACGAGAAAGAGAGAGAGAGAGAGAGUGUGUGUGUAUGUGCGCGCGUAUAUGUGAGAAAGAAAGAGAGAGAGAGAGAGAGAGGGAGAGGUCUCUGCAGAUGCUAGAAGAUACUGAGAUAUAAUUAGAUAUACAUAUAAAUAUUAUAGAAAAUAUACGUACACGCAAAGAGAAAUCCCGAUAUCGCGCGACGUGAGCGUCGUGGCGCAAUAUACGGCUUCUCGUUCGCUUCUCACGAGAAGAAGAGGAAAAGAGGAGAGUACGAUGAGCAGGUAUAUUAAGUAAACAAAAAAAAAAAACGCUUGUGCGAAAGCCGCCGCGAUGCAAUUAGGGGCUGACGUUGCUGAAUGCGACUCGUAAUAAGGAACAAAUGCAGGAGGGUAAGCGUGCGCGUUGAAGAACCGCGACUUCCCCCCUCCGUGAGCGCGUGGUAAUACACGGAGAGAGAGAGAGAGAGAGAGAAAGAAAGAGAGAGAAGGUAUAUAGUUAUCAUAAAAGAUUAUUCUCAACACAGACAUAUCUCGAGGAUCGCCCCCUCCAGCUUCUUAGUGAAAAGGCGAUAUAAAGGCGUCGUAAAUGCGUUUUAAAUCGGAGAUUCAUUGUAAGGCUAAGCGUCUGGCGUGCGCGAUAGAUACGUGAUUUUACGUAUUUAGGGGAUGGGGGCGCGGAGAGGGCUUUUUAGGCGAAUAUAAAUAAACGGAGGAAGAGGGAGGACCGCAGUCGGUGGCGUCGAUGAGUAAAGUUCGCCGAGGAAUGAUCGAUAUCUCUCAGAGCUGUGUAAAUUCGUGAUGAUUUUCCGAAGGAAAGAUCGUCCUCGACUAACGGCGCACGCGUGUUCCUCGAGACGCUUGCUCGACUAUUAGGAUUUAGUAGACGUUAGGCAAGAGAAACGCGUUUAUAAAAAAGAAGGGAAAAGAAGAAGAGGCUCGCACGAAUCAAAAUUGCGAUUUUUUAGGCGCGGUCGAUCCCCGAUUCGCUCUCUCGCUUUAGAUAUUAACUGCGUACUGUAUCGCGUAUAUGGCGGCUCGUUCCUAUAUAAAUGUCCGAGGGCUAUCCUGCAAUCAGCUGAUAUGGCAGGCGCGGACUAACGAUCCUUCUUCCUCGUUUUCCCGGGCCGUUAUAUUUCGAGAGUAGUAAAAUUUCGCGAGAGAGAGAGAGAGAGAGAGAGAGAUAGAGACACGACGAUACGUUGGCUCUCGUCGGCCGGGUGAGGGGGUGGAGGAGAGCGGAAUUUAGCCGGACGUAUCGAGGUUCGAGUUGGAAUUUUGGCUGUGCAUUGACCGUGCAAAUGCCGGCAAAGGAAGGAUUAAUGGAGAUUCUCGAAGUAUAACAUUGCAUAGCUAUUGCCUUUCGGUGCUACAAAUAGUUACUGUUCGCUGUUCUGUUUAGACAUGAAGAAGUAUCUUUUUUUUACAUUAUCUAACUUUCUUAAUUAUCAAUUUUUUUAAAUAAGUAACAUAUUGUUCGUGUAAAUUAUUCAACCGCAGAUAGAAUAUUGCAAGAAGCAAAUAAUCUAAUAAAAAUUAAUAGGUAAAUGAGUAAAUGUAAAUAAACUUUCUUCUUCCGUAAUCAUUAUUUUUUAUUGGUGUUAAGAAUUUCAAUAAAAUUUGAAGUUUCGAAAGAAGUGCUUCAUCCACUAAGAAUUAGUUUAUCCAAAUGACAUCUCCAAAUUUAGAUCCCAAAUAUAAAAAAAUCCGACUUUAAGUCCUUAUUAAUAUUUAUACAACUGCUAUGUAUAUAUCGUUGAUUUUAUAACUCUUUUCUUUUCACCAUUUGAAUAUGUUACACGAUUAAUACAUCGUUUACUGACAUUAUGAAUGAAACUUAAAUUAAAUGCAGAGAAUGUUGAAAUAAUAAGAAAUGUUAAAUAAUUCCUGAACACAAAUGCUUCUUCAGUUAUUUCAUAUGAAGGAAAUAAUAAUAAAUAAACAUUUAUUUGUAUCAAAAUAAUACCAAAGUCUCCGUCCAGUGUUAUAUCUCGAGAU